GCCAAGUGCCAAGUGCCAACUCUGACAUUUAGAAUUUGAUAUAAUUUUGUAGGUUAAGUUUCCAAGUAUUUAGAAAUCGUUUUAAAUCUAUAUGUUUACAAGAAUCUUCGUAAGGAACAUGUCUGUUAAUCUUUCAACGAAAAUUUUAAACAACUCAGAACUUGCCGAGCGCAGGUUAUCAGAAUUAAAACAUAAGUUGGAAGAAGUCAGAAAGUUUAAAAUUCAAGAAAAAAUACAAGAACUUACUAAAGAAAAUGCUGUUCUUGCAUCGAAAGUUGAAACUGCUAAGGCAGAACUCAUAAGGCUUGAGACAUUGCAUGGAAAGAAACAAUAUCAAUUGCCCGGUCAAAAAACUGUCGCCGUUUGUAGUACACCAAACAGUGACAACCAAGAAAUAAAUGCACCUGAUACUAAAAAAGUAAAGAAAGAAAAAGAACCAGCCAAGAAGAAAGAAAAAGUUGAAAACUCUCAAUCUAUUGGAGAUACUAUUAUAGACGUUAGGAAGUUGGACCUUAGAAUAGGCAAAAUUAUAGAUAUUAAUAAGCAUCCUGAUGCGGACAGUUUGUAUGUAGAGAAGAUUGAUUGUGGUGAAGACAAUCCUCGCACAGUUGUAUCAGGUCUCGUAAAUCAUGUGCCAAUUGAAGAAAUGAGAGACAGAAUAGUAAUGGUUCUGUGUAAUUUAAAACCAGUAAAGAUGCGUGGUGUGACAUCAGAGGCCAUGGUAAUGUGUGCUUCGUCACCUGAAAAAGUUGAAGUUCUGUUGCCACCAAGUGGAGCAGUCCCUGGUGACCUGGUGUCAUGUGACGGCUACCCACGACAGCCAGAACCUCAAAUGAACCCUAAAAAGAAGAUAUUUGAGACCUGCGCCCCUGAUCUCAAGACUGACCAACACAAAGUUGCUUGUUAUAAGGGCAGUCCUUUAGUUGUACCUGGUAAAGGACCCAUAGUAGCACCAACACUUAAAGGAGUUCAAGUCAAAUAGAUAUAGAUAUUGUAUGAAUAAAUGUUUUUAUUUAAUCUCAAAA
Molecule: messenger RNA, 1025 nt
Organism: Colias croceus (clouded yellow)
Lineage: Eukaryota; Metazoa; Arthropoda; Insecta; Lepidoptera; Pieridae
Gene: AIMP1
Product: aminoacyl tRNA synthase complex-interacting multifunctional protein 1
Exons: 3
Coding region: 92-982 (296 amino acids)
Molecular function (GO): tRNA binding
Source: RefSeq, a predicted model, not a curated record